Messenger RNA from Hibiscus syriacus, 769 nucleotides. Its product is annotated as protein PYRICULARIA ORYZAE RESISTANCE 21-like. Bases 60 to 698 code for a protein of 212 amino acids. NCBI's taxonomy places the organism in Eukaryota, Viridiplantae, Streptophyta, Magnoliopsida, Malvales, Malvaceae. The transcript is spliced from 3 exons. Gene Ontology annotation, molecular function: metal ion binding. The record is from RefSeq and is a predicted model, not a curated record.
CGAACUCAUUUCUUCAUUUCAUCGCUGAGUUCGGAUCUCAGAUUCAUCGGUUCCGAUCGAUGGCCGAGAAGGUGGUGAUAAUGGCGCUGAAGGUGGACCUUCAGUGCUCCAAAUGCUACAAGAAGGUGAAGAAAGUGCUCAGUAAAUUCCCUCAAAUUCGAGACCAGAUUUAUGAUACCAAGGCUAACACGGUGACGAUCAAGGUGGUCUGCUGCGAUCCUGAGAGGCUCCGGGACAAGUUGUGCUGCAAGGGUGGCGGAUCCAUCAAGAGCAUUGAGAUCAAACCGCCGCCAAAACCGCCGGCACCGGCGAAACCGAAAGAACCAGAGAAGCCGAAAGAGCCCGAAAAACCUAAAGCUCCCGAAAAGCCGAAAGAACCGGAAAAGCCGAAAGAACCCGAGAAGCCCAAAGAACCAAAGAAACCGGCACCACCACCAGCUCUACCUCCAGCGCCGCCACCAGCUCAGCCUCCAGCGCCGAAUCCUCCACCGCCCAUGGGAUGCUGUUGCACGGAAUGUUAUCAUGGGAUUCCAGGGGGACCAUGCUAUUACGGCGGACCACCUCCACCACCGGUGGCGCGUUACGAGAGUUACGGUAGGCCGGUUUACGAUAGCUGGGGCGGGUACAACUACUGCUACACCAAACGGCCGGGCGAAUGCUUUAGCGACGAGAACCCAAACGCGUGCUCAAUCAUGUAAUGUAAAAGCGGCGGCACACGAGUCAAUUUCAUCUCUGAUAAUAAUAACGACGAACAUGUGUAGAUUAAUAA